AUGAUGAAGACCACACUGGUGUUUCUGCUGAUGGUGACAGCUUGCUGUGGAGCCGCAGUCGCCGUUGAUGCUGGGAUACGUAUCAUCCCCAAAACCGAAGACGAUUAUGGCAGGAUAAUCCGUCUUUUCAAAGAGGAAAACAUUCCUCAUCACACUUCCCUUUGCCCACUGAACGCAACAUCCAUGCGGUUAUCAGAGGUAUCCCAGCAUCAACCACCGAACAGGAGGUUAAAGAUUAACGACGGUCUGACAGCUACAAAUCUUACCUCAACUAACGAUGAAUGUACCAACGAAGAAGGACUCACUCCAGUUAUACAGAAAAAGAAACGAAACGUAACUGACCAAUUCCCUCUACUGCCAACUGAGGCAACUAUCAAGCCGACUACCAAAAACUCUCCUAUGUCUUCUUCCACUAUUCAACCAAGCUCUCAAGCUAACGUUGCUAUUGCUUUGCCGUCAUCACCCCGUACUGCUGCCAGUGAGACAUCGGGGUAG
Acanthoscelides obtectus is the source of this 495-nucleotide messenger RNA. NCBI's taxonomy places the organism in Eukaryota, Metazoa, Arthropoda, Insecta, Coleoptera, Chrysomelidae. The record is from the annotation of a GenBank genome assembly.